GGAAACGCAUAUUAAAUAGUCUGUUACGGAUAAAUCAACCUUGCUUAUCACUACGCGUAUGACUUUGAGUAGAUCGGAAGUUUACUACACAUUAUAUCCAGCAGCCUCUUCAAAAUCCAAUUCCCCGUUCCGCAGCACGUAUUUCUUGGUGGUCAACCCGGGGCAUACCACAUACACGUGCCAUCUAGUAUUUUCUAUUCCAGAUACGCCAUCACGUUGGCUGGCCCACAUCUCGCUCUAACCAGUCUAAGUGCUCUGCUCUUCCCCGAUCUCCCUCGCUAGACUCCCUUCGCGCCAGUGCUUGAAAUCAUGGUUUGACGUCGCGCUCGCGCUUGCAGUCCGUUUGUUUGGGGUCAGACCUGAACGUGAAUUCGGCCGAUUAGCAAGUGCACCAAAUGUAGAAGCGGUAUAUUGGGAUGGAAUGGCAGUUCUACUCAAGUCAUUUGUUGUAUUCGCCACACCUGUCGCAUCGCAUAGAGAAUGGGCUCAUGUGACGGGCAGUUUGAAGUGCCAUGACGCCAGAUUCGGGGCCAUCUUUGGUGGUUGGUCUAGCUGGGAGCGAAGUCUGGAGAGGCGUUGGGAGGAUGAUGAUACGUGGUGGGUAGUACUUGGUGAGAACAUCUUAUUCUCACAUAUUGUGUGUAUAUUUACUUUUCAGAAUACGGGGGAGAACGGGGGACUAAAGGGGAGGCAUGGUAGCCCCAGGGGUGAACAAACCCCGGAAUCGGAAGGGCUCGCAUUGUAAAA
Molecule: messenger RNA, 747 nt
Organism: Aspergillus pseudotamarii
Lineage: Eukaryota; Fungi; Ascomycota; Eurotiomycetes; Eurotiales; Aspergillaceae
Exons: 2
Coding region: 422-745 (107 amino acids)
Source: RefSeq, a predicted model, not a curated record